AUGACUUUUAUCAAACUUCUUCGUAUAAACAAAAUCUCAAAAUCAUUAAGGCAAUUGCACAACAUAGCUGGAAAAAUGGUAGACAAAAUUUACCAAACUAAUAUUCCAACUGCGUUGGAUUCAGCUAAAUAUUAUCUAGACAAAGGGGAUGUGAUAGCUCUUCCUACAGAUACCGUGUAUGGCCUUGCGUGUAGUGCCAACAACGAGAAAGCCAUCCAAAAGUUGUACGCAAUAAAAGGCCGAGACUUUCGUAAACCGGUAGCGAUAUGUGUAAGAGAUAUCGAUUCCUUGCGAAACUGGGGAAAAGCAGAACACAUAGAUGACAUGCUACUUGAGCAAUUGCUUCCCGGACCCAUAACUAUAGUUAUAGAACGCUCCGCAAAUUUAAAUAAUAGAUUCCUUAACCCUAGUACUUCAAAAAUUGGAAUAAGAAUUCCCGACUUCGAUUUCAUAAAAAAUCUAUGCGAAAAGUUUGAUCAGCCUUUGGCGCUUACCAGUGCAAAUAAAUCAGCCGAACAAAGCAGUUUGAACAUUCACGAAUUCGAAUGUCUUUGGUCACAGUUGGGGGGAGUUUUUGAUGGCGGGCAGCUUGGUGUGACCGAAGAGUGCCGUUCUGCUUCAACAGUGAUCGAUCUCUCUAUUCCGGGAAGGUAUAAAGUAGUGAGAGAAGGAGUAGCUCUUAAGAAAACCCUUAGUAUUAUGGAUAACUUCAAUAUUAAGCCUUUGUUAUGAAAUAAAUUCUAAAUUUCUGUAUAUUUUUCCUAAAACAA
Messenger RNA from Eupeodes corollae, 770 nucleotides. RefSeq names its product threonylcarbamoyl-AMP synthase (gene Tcs1). The transcript has a single exon. The record is from RefSeq and is a predicted model, not a curated record. The coding region runs from base 1 to 732 and encodes 243 amino acids. Gene Ontology annotation, cellular component: cytoplasm. Lineage: Eukaryota; Metazoa; Arthropoda; Insecta; Diptera; Syrphidae. Gene Ontology annotation, biological process: regulation of translational fidelity. Gene Ontology annotation, molecular function: double-stranded RNA binding; nucleotidyltransferase activity; tRNA binding.